Gastrolobium bilobum is the source of this 2850-nucleotide messenger RNA. RefSeq lists its product as uncharacterized. NCBI's taxonomy places the organism in Eukaryota, Viridiplantae, Streptophyta, Magnoliopsida, Fabales, Fabaceae. The record is from RefSeq and is a predicted model, not a curated record. The transcript has a single exon. Bases 1 to 2850 code for a protein of 949 amino acids. Gene Ontology annotation, molecular function: zinc ion binding; nucleic acid binding.
AUGGCUGAGCAGGAAAAUCGCGGAGGUCGUGGUCGUGGUCGUGGACGAAGAGGUCGUGGCGGCAGAGGACGCGGUCAACCUACCGAUGACGAUUAUUAUACUGAUGCGAGAGAUGCUGAAAUUGAGGAAAAGGACAGACGGAUCCAAGAACUCGAACAACUGCUUGCAGAGGCACAGUUGCACGGGUCAGAAGGGAGACAAGAAUCUGAACUGUCAUCUCUAGAGGAAGAGGAGGACGAAAAUCCAUUUUUGAACCGCGAAAUACCAAGGAGAGGUCGAACCGGUGAUCAACCCUUCACUUCCAAUUUUGGGAUGAAGAUCGAGAUUCCAGAAUUUGAGGGAUCAACUCACCCUGACGUAUUCAUCGACUGGUUACACACCAUCGAGAGGGUUUUUGAUUUAAAAAACCUCACAGAUGAGCAAAAGGUGAAAUUAGUGGCAAUCAAAUUGAGGAAGCAUGCCUCAAUCUGGUGGGAACAUGUCAAGAAACAAAGAAUCAGAGAUGGAAAGUCUAAGAUUCAAAGAUGGGACAAGAUGAAGAAAUUGUUGCAGCACAAAUUUUUGCCUGCUCAAUACAGACAAGAAGCCUUUAUUGAGUAUCACAAUUUCAGGCAACGUGACCUUACAGUGGAACAAUACACCACUGAAUUUGAUCGUCUUCGAAUGCGUUGUGACAUGGUCGAAGAAGAUGAACAAGUGAUUGCUCGAUAUCUAGGUGGAUUACGGGAUGAAAUUUCUGAUGUUGUGUACUUACAACAGUAUUGGUCUUAUGAAGAUGUGUGCAAACUGUCCUUGAAGGUGGAAGGACAAUGUAAAAGAAAGGGUGACCGUUCGAAGUUUCAAUCAAGAUUUCCUAGAAAAGAAUUCGGAGCUAAAUCAGUGAGUUCUUCAGCAACUUCACCUGCUGGAAGGAGUUCUAUGCCUCAAAAAAAUAUUCCCAACAAGGAAGGGUCGAUCAAAGGAUGUAGUACAGGAAAGAGGUGUUUCAAGUGCCAAGGAAUUGGACAUUUUGCUGCAGAUUGUCCAAAUAAACAGAUUGUGACAUUUGCAGAGGCUCCAAUUUUUGAUGAAGAACCAAUCUAUGACAAUGUCGAUGAACAAGAAGAAGCAGAAUCUGAAGAGGUGGGGAUUGUCUAUGCUGAUACCGGAGAAUCACUAGUCGUUCGGAGGGUCUUGAAUGUGGAUAUGGUGAAUGAUGAAACAUGGCUUCGACACAAUAUUUUCCACACCAAGUGCACCAGCAGGGGAAAAGUAUGCAGUGUGAUUAUAGACAGAGGGAGUUGUGAAAACGUGGUUUCUACCACUAUGGUAGAAAAAUUGGGGCUGAAAACAGAAGAACACCCACAACCGUACAGGCUGUCUUGGCUAAAAAAAGGGAAUGAGGUGAAAGUAACCAAAAGAUGCCUAGUGUGUUUUUCAAUUGGGAAAAGAUAUUCAGAUGAAGUAUGGUGCGAUGUCAUUCCUAUGGAUGCUUGUCACAUUUUAUUAGGCAGGCCAUGGCAGUUUGAUAGGAAGACAAAACAUGAUGGUUUCAAAAAUACUUACACCUUUAAGAAGGAUGGCCACCUUAUUACACUAGCACCUUCAGAUUGGAGGAAGGAGGCGAAGAAUUCUAUGCUGUCCAAGGCAGAAUUUUUAGAAGAAGUCAUUGGUGCAACUGAGAUAUUUGCACUAGUGGUGAUAGUAGGAAACGAUAAUGGUCCACAUAUUCCCUUGAAGAUUGAACCUAUACUGACAAAAUUCGCUGAUGUAAUGCCAGGGGAGAUGCCACCAAUAUUACCGCCUAUGAGAGAUAUUCAGCAUUGCAUAGACUUUGUUCCCGGAGCAGCCAUUCCAAAUAAGGCAGCUUACAGAAUGAGUCCCAAAGAACAUGCUGAGUUGCAGAAGCAGGUACAAGAAUUGCUUAAAAAAGGGGCGGUCCGCGAAAGCUUGAGUCCUUGUGCAGUACCAGCAUUAUUGGUUCCCAAGAAGGAUGGGUCAUGGCGAAUGUGCAUUGACAGCAGAGCUGUUAACAGAAUCACCAUCAAGUAUCGUUUUCCUAUUCCACGUUUUGAUGAUCUGAUUGACCAACUUCAUGGCGCAACUAUUUUUUCUAAAAUAGACUUGCGUAGUGGAUAUCACCAGAUCAGAGUUAGGCCUGAAGAUGAGUGGAAAACAGCCUUCAAAACAAGAGAUGGUUUAUAUGAAUGGAUGGUGAUGCCAUUUGGGUUGAGUAAUGCACCAAGCACCUUCAUGCGACUAAUGAACCAGGUUUUUCGAUCUUUCAUUGGUCAAUUUGUGGUAGUCUAUUUUGAUGAUAUUUUAAUAUAUAGUCCAUCUGUUGAACAACACUUGGUCCACUUGAGAAAAGUUCUUGAAACAUUGCGUGAGCAGAAGCUAUUUGUUAAUGUGAAGAAGUGCCAUUUUCUCACCUCAAGCGUGACCUUUUUGGGUUACAUUAUCUCAAAAGAUGGUAUUCAGAUGGAUCCAACAAAGGUUGAAGCAAUUACAGGUUGGGAAACACCAACAAGCAUUCAUGAAGUCCGAAGCUUUCUUGGUUUGGCUUCCUUUUAUAGGAGGUUUAUUAAAGAUUUUAGCUCCAUUUCGACACCAAUUUCUGAUUGUCUUAAAGGAAACAAGUUUCUAUGGACUAUGGAGGCGGAAGCUGCGUUUCAGAUCUUAAAGGUUAAGGUAACUGAGGCCCCUGUUCUAAUAUUACCUAAUUUUUCUGAUGUGUUUGAAGUGCAUUGUGAUGCUUCUGGAGUAGGAAUUGGGGGUGUACUAAGCCAAAAAGGGAAGCCAAUUGCAUUUUUUAGUGAAAAGUUGAAUGAAGCCAAGAGGAAGUAUUCGACGUAUGACAAAGAGUUUUAA